Styela clava is the source of this 1144-nucleotide messenger RNA. RefSeq names its product alpha-N-acetylgalactosamine-specific lectin-like. The record is from RefSeq and is a predicted model, not a curated record. Lineage: Eukaryota; Metazoa; Chordata; Ascidiacea; Stolidobranchia; Styelidae.
CACAAUUUAUAAACCAGUUUAUUAAUUUACAGGUGAAAAAUUUAUCACACUUUAAACUGCACAUCACACAACUAGAAACAGGUAAAUGGAUUGCAAUAUUAAAACCUGUCUUCUUUUCAUCUGGUUAUUUUCUCUUGCUCCAGAGUUACUGAAAGGUGAAGAACCGUGUGUGCGUAAGUUGAGAAACGGUCGUCUGAUAUCGGAAGGAUCCUGCCAGAAUCCAAAUGCGGAUGAUAUCAUCAAACAACUACGACAAAAUGUAUACAAAAAAACAACUUGGUAUCCAGCAAUCAAUGGCUUUUCAUAUAAGCUGUUCCGUGAGGGAGUGACAUACGGAAAUGCCCAAUUGGAGUGCAAGAAACAUGGCGCAGGUCUCGCUUCGGCUGGAAUCCGGAAUCGUACAGUUUUCAGUGAAAUAAUGCCACUGAUCAAAGUAUCGGGACUCGGCACUUGGAUUGGUUUGGAUGACAUUCAACAAGAAGGCGAGUUUGUUUGGCAAGACGGGGUAACUUCAACUGAGAAAAAUACCUAUUGGGGGAACACGAUUCAACCGGACAACUCUGGGAACGAGGAUUGCGUACAUUUACAACCACACGCUCCAUGGAACCUAAAUGACUUGUCUUGUUCCACACCCUUGCAGUUUUUGUGCGAAAAGUGAAAUUGAUUGUUUUAGUCUUCAACCACAACUGUCUUUGUCCACAAAUUUACUUUCAACAACAGAAUAAGGCGGCAAUUUCCACAAUAGACAUAUAUUCACAAGUUAGUUUGCAAGAAUCUAGGAAGCUGUAAUGACUCAUAUAAUUGAGACCAUAUACAUGAGAUAAUAAUUCUUCAAAAUUUAAUGACCAAUACACAUGCAUUGUGGUGCAUUUUUUGCCCGACAUAAUUUCGAACUCGACUAAGAAGUGGUUAUAUUUAGUAAUGCAGUAUCCAACCGUUUUGUACGACGUGGAUCACUUCCAACAUGACGUUAUUCGAAAUAUGAAGCUAUAUUUCCAUAAUUGAUACAUUGCUUUGUCUUUGAUGGUGAUUAGCCUACAUAUGUGCGUGUAUUUACUUGUUUUUAAUCUUCCCCGCUUCUGUUCGUUGCACUGUUUAUAUGAGGUUAUGUGAAUUAUAGCAUCUAAUUAAUGUAUAAAAUAAA